AUCGUCCACCAUUUUUUGAAUCGUGACUGUCAAAUCUACAUAUUCUCUCUCUGAAAACUCUUUUGUUUCUCUUAAAAUUCUCACAAUCCAAAAUCCCAGACACCGGUCUGGCUUUGAUCCGGGGAUUAAAUUGAAUCGUCGAUCCUUUUCUACAGUUCCUCGGGAAAAGCCUUUGCCUCUUUCUCUUUUUGCGUUUGGAUUUUGGUGUGAUUGAAUAGUGGUUUGUGUUUGGCAACCGGGAAAACAGGUGAAGCGGGAUUCCGUAAAAACGACGACGGCGCUACGGAUCUGUUGGUGGAGAGUCGGAGUAGCUCUGACUGUCUGGUAGGCCUGGAGUGCUUGCUAGACAUAGUCAGAGCCCUGGGUAUGGGUUCGUGUCUUUCGGUGGAAGGAGCAUCUGCCGGGGCCGGAGGUCUUCUUCCUUAUGGUUCGGCUUCACCAUCAUCACCCGGAGGAAGGAGUAGGGAUAGGAGAAAGAUUCGAAGGACAAUUUCUUCUAAUUCGUCUUCUUCAGCAUCACCUUCUUCUCCCUAUUCCACAAUCGAUUCACAUAUAGAGAAACGGCUUCACCGUGUUCCUGGUCGGAUUUGCUUGAAUGGCUGCUCUGAUGUCACCUCGCUUUUCACAAAGCAAGGGCAAAAGGGGGUCAACCAGGAUGCUAUGAUCGUUUGGGAGAACUACCAUGGGAGAACGCUUCAAGGCGCCUUGGCUUGUUUUGCUGAGCCCAAAUCAAUGCUGAUCGAUCCAUUGCAAAAAUAUCCCAGUCAAAGGAAAAGCAACAAAAGAAGUUGAGUUGAUUGCGGAAACAAGAACAAGAGUCUGAAACUUAAGAGCUUGCAGUAUGGCAUUUGUAUUGUAUGUGCCGUUUUGUACAGGAUCAUUAAAGAAAAAAAUGCAAGUGCAACAAUGUUGUCUCUGCCAACAAAACUCAUGGCUAAUGGAUUAUAGGUAUACAUAUUUACUAUAUUUGUGUAAUUAAUUAUUAUGCUAUGUAUGUAUAAAACUCUUGAUAGCUC
Cannabis sativa is the source of this 1016-nucleotide messenger RNA. Its product is annotated as probable protein phosphatase 2C 74. The coding region runs from base 367 to 792 and encodes 141 amino acids. The transcript is spliced from 2 exons. Lineage: Eukaryota; Viridiplantae; Streptophyta; Magnoliopsida; Rosales; Cannabaceae. The record is from RefSeq and is a predicted model, not a curated record.